Messenger RNA from Musca domestica (house fly), 1771 nucleotides. RefSeq names its product RNA-splicing ligase RtcB homolog. The record is from RefSeq and is a predicted model, not a curated record. Gene Ontology annotation, molecular function: RNA ligase (ATP) activity. The transcript has a single exon. Gene Ontology annotation, biological process: tRNA splicing, via endonucleolytic cleavage and ligation. Gene Ontology annotation, cellular component: tRNA-splicing ligase complex; nucleus. Bases 137 to 1657 code for a protein of 506 amino acids. NCBI's taxonomy places the organism in Eukaryota, Metazoa, Arthropoda, Insecta, Diptera, Muscidae.
UAUAUGUAUUUGUACUUGAACGCCGGCAUCCGAACUAUUUGGAUGAAAUUCUAGAAAAAUAUUGUGGAUUUUACAAAAAAUAUCUGUUAAAUCUAUUAAUAAUCGAUUUACAACAGUCGCAACAAAUUCACACAAAAUGGUAGUUCGACCUUACGUAGAAGAGCUGAAAUAUCUGGAGAAGAUCAGCGACUGCUGUUGGCGUAUCAAGAAGGGCUUCCAACCCAACAUGAAUGUGGAAGGAUGUUUCUAUGUCAAUGCAAAGUUGGAAAGGCUGAUGUUGGAAGAAUUGAAGAAUGCCUGUCGGCCAGGGGCCGUGGGUGGUUUCCUGCCAGGUGUUAAACAAAUUGCAAAUGUUGCUGCCCUGCCCGGCAUUGUGGGGCGUUCAAUUGGUUUGCCUGACAUCCACUCUGGCUAUGGUUUUGCCAUCGGUAAUAUGGCUGCCUUUGAUAUGGAUGAUCCCAAUUCAAUUGUUAGCCCUGGCGGUGUGGGUUUUGACAUCAAUUGUGGUGUACGUUUGCUGAGAACCAACCUUUUUGAAAAAGAUGUCCAACCCGUCAAGGAACAAUUGGCCCAAAGUCUGUUUGAUCAUAUUCCCGUGGGUGUGGGCUCUAAAGGUAUUAUUCCCAUGAAUGCCCAUGAUUUGGAAGAAGCUUUGGAGAUGGGUAUGGACUGGAGUUUACGUGAAGGCUAUGUCUGGGCUGAGGAUAAGGAACAUUGUGAAGAAUAUGGUCGCAUGUUGAAUGCAGAUCCCUCCAAAGUAAGCAUGAGAGCCAAGAAACGAGGUUUGCCACAGCUGGGAACUUUGGGGGCUGGUAAUCAUUAUGCUGAAAUACAAAUUGUCGAUGAAAUCUAUGACAAGUGGAGUGCCUCCAAAAUGGGCAUCGAGGAAAAGGGUCAGGUAUGUGUUAUGAUUCACUCCGGCUCCAGAGGCUUUGGCCAUCAAGUGGCCACUGAUGCAUUGGUACAAAUGGAAAAGGCCAUGAAACGAGAUAACAUUGAAACCAACGAUCGCCAGCUGGCCUGUGCUCGUAUCAACUCUCCCGAGGGUCAAGAUUAUCUCAAAGCCAUGGCAGCUGCUGCCAAUUUUGCCUGGGUCAACCGAAGUUCUAUGACAUUUUUGACGCGCCAAGCAUUUGCCAAACAAUUCCAAACCACACCCGACGACUUGGACAUGCACGUUAUCUAUGAUGUGUCGCACAAUAUUGCCAAAAUUGAAAAUCACAUUGUUGAUGGCAAAGAGAAGAAGUUGUUGGUGCAUCGCAAAGGUUCUACUCGCGCCUUCCCUCCCCAUCAUCCUCUUAUUCCUGUAGAUUUUCAACUGACCGGUCAGCCAGUUUUGGUAGGUGGUACCAUGGGUACGUGCUCAUAUGUUUUGACUGGUACCGAAAAGGGUAUGCAAGAGACAUUCGGUUCUACAUGCCAUGGGGCCGGUCGUGCUUUGUCUCGAGCCAAAUCAAGGCGAAAUCUUGACUAUAAAGAUGUUUUGGAAAAACUAGAGGAUUUGGGUAUUGCCAUACGUGUAGCUUCACCCAAGUUGGUUAUGGAAGAAGCUCCAGAGUCGUACAAAGAUGUAACGGAUGUUGUCGAUACAUGUCAUGCUGCUGGUAUUAGUAAAAAAUGCAUUAAACUAAGGCCCAUUGCUGUUAUCAAGGGUUGAGAGGAGGGGAACCAGAGGACCAAAAAAAUAAGGAAUUUAUUUCUCAAAUAUUUGUAUACUCAAGAGGAAAAUUACAAAGUUGUAUUGUAAUUGUAAAAAAUUAAGGAAUUUCAC